Molecule: messenger RNA, 4058 nt
Organism: Haplochromis burtoni (Burton's mouthbrooder)
Lineage: Eukaryota; Metazoa; Chordata; Actinopteri; Cichliformes; Cichlidae
Gene: lpar3
Product: lysophosphatidic acid receptor 3
Exons: 3
Coding region: 321-1385 (354 amino acids)
Biological process (GO): G protein-coupled receptor signaling pathway
Cellular component (GO): membrane
Molecular function (GO): lysophosphatidic acid receptor activity
Source: RefSeq, a predicted model, not a curated record
CUGGUUCAUUCAGAUCACUGACUUGUUAUCGGUUUCGUUUGGUCAUCGUGCGCUCGCGGGGUCUCGUGCAAAGUGAGCAGUGAGCGUGGGUGGCUCCACGCUCACGCCCUCUGCGUCACGCUGCUGAGACCUGGGGAGGAAGACGCUCUGCUCUCACUCCGUCCUGGCAGCGGCGCAGUGAAGUCACCUCCCUCCGUCCUCAGCCGAGGACGCACAGCGCUACAGGAGAAACAUGUUCAUUAAGUCCAACUGAGGAUUUCGCAACUUUAAGUCUGCUGACGCACAAAGGACAAACAUUUCCCACAGACCUGCCUUUUAAAAUGGCCGAACAGAACACCUGUCAUUACAAUGAGACGAUGAAGUUCUUUUACAACCAGAGCGGAGGUGAUGACAAAUGGGACACCACUCAGCUCAUCCUGGUCCAGGUUGUGGGCUCCAUCUUCUGCUGUUUCAUCCUGGUCUCCAAUGUCAUGGUCAUAGCUGCUGUCAUUACCAAUAAAAGGUUUCAUUAUCCUUUCUACUAUCUCCUUUCCAACCUGGCUGCCUCGGACUUCCUCGCAGGGAUAGCGUACGUGUACCUCAUGUUCAACACGGGCGAGGUGUCACGGCAACUUACUGUCACUGGUUACUUCAUCCGCCAAGGUCUUCUAGACAUCAGUCUCUCAGCUUCACUGGCAAACCUGCUAGUCAUAGCUCUGGAGCGCUACAUAUCUGUUAUGAGCUGGAAAGUUCAUAGCAACCUGACGAAGAGGAGGGUGACGCUGCUUAUUGUGCUGGUGUGGGCCAUUUCCAUCUUCAUGGGGGCUGUGCCCAGUCUGGGCUGGAACUGUAUCUGCAACCUGAACACGUGCUCCAAGCUCGCUCCCAUCUUCAGCAGGAGCUACUUGAUCUUCUGGUCUGUCUCUAACCUGGUGGUGUUCCUUAUCAUGGUGUCCAUCUACCUGAGAAUCUAUGCCUACGUUAAAAAGAAGACGGCGAUGCUCAUGCCACACACCUCCGGCUCCAUCAACCGCAAGAGGACACCCAUGAAGCUCAUGAAGACGGUCUUGGUUGUGCUUGGGGCCUUUGUGAUCUGCUGGACUCCUGGCUUGGUGGUUCUGCUGAUGGAUGGCCUUAACUGUGAGAAUUGUCACGUCAUGAAGUUAAAGCGCUGGCUCCUGCUCCUGGCUGUACUCAACUCUGUCAUGAAUCCCUGCAUCUACUCUUACAAGGAUGAGGAAAUGUGGGCAACUUUUAAGAACCUCAUGCGCUGCAUUGGCAACGGCACUCGUCGGCAGAGGUCAACAAAUGCCAACUCCAAGCCACUGAGCUCUGGGCACGACACGGGCAACAGCCAGCCUCCCUCAGAAGAGAUGAAGAAUGAUGAGGGUUUACUCAAGAACUGAAAACUUUUUCUUUUUUUCUAUUUUUUGAGAACAUCUGUCCAGAUCUGAACGAUCUUUAUGAAAAGAGACUGGAGCCGACUUGAAAGAGAAGCUGCAUAUGUCUCCAGUUGGUCUCAGUGGGUUGUGUUUGUCCUCAGAUUAAAAGCAGUCUCCUGAAGAGACAUUUCACGCCAACUCCUCCACUGCUGGAGUUGGUUCGAUGGAGAUAGGGAUCUUCAUGCACUGCUGUUUCCCCUAAUGAAUGCAAACGAGCUGUUCUGUCAGGGUUUGAUCAUGUUUGGACACAUACCUCCCAUUCUUCCAUAAUGGGAAUCAUCCUGUGUUUUUUUUAUCAUAUCCUCUGGGUUGCGUAAGCACGGGUGACACUGCACUCGAAUGGCUGAUUAAAACAAGUCGGCGUGGCGUGCACGGCUGUUCAUUUCCCCUUUAAGCCUGCGAGGGAGUAAACCGUAUGAAGUGUGACAUCAAUAUGAUUUUCUGUAUAUCUGCUUGAUUCUUCCACUAAGUUCACUUCCUGGUUAGCUUUUAAGGAAUGCUGUAGUGGAAGAACUAGUCAAGAAGAGGGACAUUUCGUUCCAAGUCGGGCACCGUAAAGCUGCGGCUUCGCUUGGGCAGGACGCGGUUUUAUGUUUAUUUUAUGCUUUCAAUAGAUCCAGCAAAGCAUUCUUGAAACUAUACUGUGCAGAAAAUAUGUACUUGGUGUGAGAAUUUCAGUCACUUCUUGUUGAGUAGUUUGGCCUCUGGUGGACAGUCUGUCUCCUUUUUUCAGUUCACCUGUGCAAAACUAUGACCUGCAGCAAAUCACGCAGACAGACUUGUUGUGUAACUUUUCUUUAUUCAAACAUCCGCUUCAGCUUGCUGAGUGGCUGAUGCUGCUCUGAUGAAACAGCUGGUCACCAGUAAAAGAGCUGUAAAAUGAUGUUGCAACACACUGGAUUCCAGCUGGAGGUUUGGCAUACAGUAGGCCCUCAGGACCCGAAGACGAUACGACUGAAUAGACUGUACCUCCCUUUGCGAACACAAGCGCCUGCAGGCUGAUUAGGAAAACUUCCUGGUCAAAUCUAAACCACUGACUGGGCUCAAAUGACUUUUCUUUGGUUGUAAAGUAUUUAUGCCAUGUAUGUUGUAAAGGACGUCAUUAAAAUUGUAAAUUGAGAGACAAGUUAGUGGAGCCGUUUACACCUUCUGUGGUUUGUUUGUUAGGCUGAGAUGACCUGUGUUCCUGUGUAGUUUUGGACUUUUAAAGCCAUAAAACUUUAAUGUCUUUUUAAAUAUCUAAGGACAUCCUUUUUUUAAAAUAAGCAAAUAUAAGAAUGUGUACAAUAUUUCUUUUAUGACAUGAUAUAGAAACCUUAAGUUAAUUCCAGAAAAAUAUGUAAAAUAUAUACAUUUUUAUAUCUUUCAGUAUUUCCUAUAUUUUCAGCCAUAACAGCAGGCUCGUGGAAAUAUUAGUUGAUUGGUUGGUCAGUUUUUUGUUGUUGUUUUUUUGCUUUAUCUUUAUUUCCAGAGGACUAAUGGUGGAAAAUAGCCCCCCCCUGCAUUGUCAUCAUUACACUGACUUUGGUGGUUUUAAGUCUCUUAACAACCAUCAGUUUGUCAUAAAGUUUUGCUGCAGACUUUUCAGCUCGACUCUGGACUGUAGUCUUGUUAAAUGUUGCACACACCACCCAUUUGGCACCCACACCAGUCAAAACAAGCCAUGCAAUGCCUGAAAAUCCAGUUCGACUGAAGCUAAGUGUCUAUAGAUUUUAACUCGGAUGAUCAAUGCUAAGUGAUGACUGAUUAUAAUACUAUAAACCUUUGCAGAAUUGAUUGCACCAAGAAGAAGCACUAAAAGGACCGUCUGUAAUGAAGUACUGCAGCUUGAGAGCACUUUGGGAUGAUUUAGGCUAUUUAAUGGGCCUCAAGCACUAAACGCUUCCAGUCAAUUAUAUUAUUGGGCAACGAGUCUGAUAAAAAUAAGUAAACCCUGUGUGGAUCGCACUGUAAAAAUUGGACAAUAUGAAUUAAGUAUAGAUUUAGGCAGUUAAUAAUAAUCAUUAAAUGCAGGUAUAAGAGCGAACUAUUCAAACCCACUCUCUAGAUUUCUGUCCAUAUAGAUGUAAAUUCCUUUCUUUCCAAAGUAAACACUCGAUACUGCGUAUCAUAGACGUCGUUCUUGUUCUCCCCAAAAGCCCUGUUUAAGUGUCAGGUCUCCCUCUAAUUUACAACAAUCAACAUGCUUGAAACGAAAGCCUUUUGUUUACUCUUAGCAACCACAAACCCACAGCCAUUUUUAUUUUUCCACAAGCCGGAUGUACUGUUUUACUGCAUUAACAUCCUUUCAAACUUUUAAAAGCUCACACGGCGGUCUGAAUGUAUUGCCCUGUGCAGAAGCAGAACAGGUACAUGUAUAGCCUGUCUCAGGUUGUAAAUGACAUCCAGUUUCGUUUCAGUUGUUGAGAUAUGGGUUGACUCGGGUCAUGUGGUUUGCAUGUACAUGAUGCUGCAUGGCAGCGCACAUUGUAUGACCAACGCAGAGGCCUCUGCAGAUCUGUAAUUCCUGCUGACUGGCACGCUGGUUCAACCUUCUGAAAAACCUGAACUGUUAACUGCGUUGUGUGGCCGUCUUUUUCUACAGCUGUGCUGUAAUUAUGCCUUCUUGAAAAGCCAAUUAAAUUUCACAUAUGUUCA